UUUUCGACGACGGAGACGAGAAGACCCUGAGGCGUUCCUCUCUCUGCCUGAAAGGAGCACGCCACUUUGCGGAAAGCGAGACGCUCGACAGGCUCCCUCUCACCAACCCCGAGCACUUCGGCACCCCUGUCAUCGGAAAGAAAGGAAACCGCGGUCGACGAUCAAACCCGAUUCAAGAGGAGGAGUUGUCUUCGUCCUCCAGCGAGGAAGAGGAGAGCGAUCAGCGGCCGAAUGAGGACCUGUUCGGGAAGGUGGUCUGCGUGGAGGGGGCCGCCCCCGGUGACAAGAAGAAGGCUGCGUGGUAUCCUGCUCUGGUCAUCUCCCCAGACUGCCACGAGGACGUGACUGCGAAGAAGGACAACGUGUUCGUCCGCUCGUUCAAGGAUGGAAGAUUUUUCAUGGUGCUCCGGAAGGACGUCCGUGAGAUGAGCAGCAGUUGUCCUCCGAAAGCUGACGCAGGGCUCAAACCAGCGCUCGAUGCAGCUCUGGACUUCCAGCAGACGCAGGUUGUACCCGACUCCUGGAAAACUGAAGUGAAAGAGGAAAGCUCCAGCAGCGAGGAGGAGGAUGAGGAUGAAGAAGAGGAGCAGGAAGAAGAUGCCAGCGGCGAAGAGGAGGAGGAGGAGGUGGAACCGUUCCCGGAAGAGAGGGAGAACUUUCUGCAGCAGCUCUACAAGUUCAUGGAGGACAGAGGAACUCCCAUCAACAAGCGGCCCGUUCUCGGCUACAAGAACCUGAACCUGUUCAAGCUCUACAGGCUGGUUCACAGGCUGGGCGGUUUCGACGGCAUUGAAAGCGGCUCCGUUUGGAAGCAGGUCUACCAGGACCUGGGCAUCCCUGUGCUCAACUCGGCUGCCGGCUACAAUGUCAAAUGUGCUUACCGCAAGUAUUUAUAUGGAUUUGAGGAUUACUGCACCUCCACUGCCAUCACAUUCAAGAUGGACCUGCCUUUGAAGCAAAGUCCCAAGAGGGAGGUCAAGUCUGAGGAGGAGGGAGGAGGAGCAGCUCCUCCUGCUUUCAACUCAGAGCUGAAGACCCAAGUGGACGGAGAACUUUACAAUCCACCGCCCACAGUCUGCAAGGAGGAAAAACCUGAUGUGCCCCGCAACAAGGCGGAGUCCGAGUCUUCAAAAACUGAAGGGAAGGACUGCGGAAGGAACGUCGACGAAGAUGGAGAACUUUUAAAGGGAAAUGCAGACGAGGGCUCGUCGACGUCUCGCCUCGGAGCGAACGACAUGAAACAGGAAGACGACGAGCCGGAGGGCAAAGACAACUCCGGGGAUGACAGCAGUCAGGAGGGGGAGGAAGGGGAGGAGUUUGAGUGUUACCCCCCGGGGAUGAAGGUGCAGGUGAGGUAUGGGCGAGGCCGCAAUCUGAAGACGUACGAGGCCACUGUGAAAGAGGCAGACGUGGAGGGGGGAGAGGUGCUCUACCUGGUGCACUACUGUGGCUGGAACAUCAGAUAUGAUGAAUGGAUCAAAGCGGACAAGAUCGUGCGCCCCGCCAAUAAGAACGUACCAAAGAUAAAGCACCGCAAAAAAAUAAAGAACAAAGCCGAGAGGGAGCGGGACAGGUUGGACAGGCUCGGCGACAGGGACGUCCUCGGCCCCUUGUCCAACGCCAACCGUGUCCCGCGCUCCAAGUGCGGCCUGAGUCAGGACGUGUUUUCCAAGACCGACGAGGACGAGGACAAAGGGACUCGGCAGUCUUCGGUCAAGUCCAUAGAAAUCACCUCCAUCCUCAACGGCCUGCAAGCCUCCGAGAUGUCCACGGACGAAAGCGAGCACGAGGACGGAGACGACGAUGAAGAUCAACCGAGUGGCAGCAUCAGAAAAGACCAAAGUGAGCCGCCUCAGAUAGAGGGCUGGGAGAGCGGAGCGCCCUCUGGAAGACCCAAAGCCUCCUCUGCGUCGGGAAGGAGCCAGGAAGUGGCGAGCGUGGAAAAUGCUGACGCUUCGAAGCGUGGAAGUCCACCAGACGUGGAGGGAGAAGUGAGCACCCGGAAGAGGAAAUCUGACGGCGCUGUUGAAAGGAUCCCCAAAGGACAAUCCAAAGCCAAGACCCGGAACACCAGGAGCGCAGACUGGUUACCUGGCGGGUCUCCUCGGAAGCUGGAUGAGAGGGGAGCCGGUCCUGGAGGGGAGAGGGGGGCGUCAUCCUGCAGCAGUUCAGAUGAUGACAGCACCGCGCUGACGGAGUCCCCGGCUGCAGAGACUGAACGAAGUCGCCCUAAAACCAAAGGUUCAUCUUCCAAGAAGUACAACGGGAUGAGGGAAAAGAACAUCAGGCAAGGUGGCUUCUGGGAGAUUCCCGAAAAGCGGGCCAAAGUGUCCAGUAACGCGGAGGAAAGGGUUCUGGUUCGCCCUAAAGGACAGAAGGACGUGUGGUCCAGCAUCCAGGCCCAGUGGCCCAAGAAGACUCUCAAAGACUUGUUCUCCGACUCGGACACGGAGGCUACCAAUUCCCCUCCCCCGCCGGUACCUUCACGUCUGGACGAGCCCGGCGUCGAAGACGAUGCUGGACCCGAGGACGAGGCCUCGGAGGAGCAGACGGAGAAGCUGCAGGAGUUUCCGAGCAGCGGAAGUAACUCUGUGCUCAACACUCCGCCGACCACACCCGAGUCUCCCUCGGGUGGGGGCAGUGCUGUGGAAGACUUGUGCCCAGCGCAGCCGUCUCCCCCGCCGCCUUCGCCUCCGCCCGCCUUGCCUUCAGAGCUGGUUUCUGACGCCCUUCCUCCAGACCCUGCGCAGGAGGAAGUGGCAGGCGGACGCAGCGAGACGGACAGCAGCACCGUGGAGGUGGAGAGUCUGGGCGGGGAGCUGCAGGAGCUCCCGCAGGACAACGUGGCGGGCUCCCCCUCGAAGGCGUUCGACGUCAGCCCCUCCUGCAACAGCAGCAGCAGCUGCAGCUUAGAGCUGAGCGGCAGCAGUCAGCCGGACAGCGAGCAGAAGUCCAAAGCAUCUGUGGGUCAGAAGCGGCAGAAAGAAUCGCCGACGGGUGGAGCCGCAAAGAAACACAAGCCAAACCGCAAGAGCCUCGGUGUGCCUCCCAAAAAGAACAGGAAAACAGCCAACAGCAGCGACAGCGAGGACCAGUCCGUCGUGGAGGGCGCUGCCAAACCGGCAGCCUCUAAGAACCACGCCCCGGACCUGAAGGCCUUGCCCAGGUGUCACGGCCGCUUGCCUCCCUCCAGCCAUAAAUACCACAAGCAGGGCGACGCAGAUCACGCCCAGCACAGGGACGGCCACGGAAGACUCCCGCGGGUGUACAAGUGGAGCUUCCAGAUGUCCGAUCUGGAAAAGAUGAGCGGUCUGGAGAGGAUUUCGUUCCUUCAGGAGAAACUGCAAGACAUCAGGAAUCACUACCUCUCCCUCAAGUCCGAGGUGGCCUCCAUCGACAGGAGGCGGAAACGCAUGAAGAAGAAGGAACGGGAAAGCGCAGCGGCGGCUUCCUCCUCCUCCUCCUCGUCUUCGCCGUCCUCGAGCUCGCUGACGGCCGCCGUCAUGCUGACGCUGGCGGACCCGCCGGUGUCGUCCUCCUCGUCGCAGAACUCCGGGGUGUCGGUGGAGUGCAGGUGACAGGACGAAGCAGCAGGGAGCGAACCGCACUGAGCACUUAACCAGCAGCCCGGGGUCACCGGACCCACGAGUCGACCUGAAACUGUAACCGCUGGGGCACAAGACGUUUAAAAAAAAAACGACUCGAGACGCGAAACAAGCACUAUUUUCUACUGACAACUGUUUCCUUGGCAAGCUAACGGCACUUAAGUGCACUUUUAUGACGAUUGUGUAAGGGGAUAA
Molecule: messenger RNA, 3800 nt
Organism: Nematolebias whitei (Rio pearlfish)
Lineage: Eukaryota; Metazoa; Chordata; Actinopteri; Cyprinodontiformes; Rivulidae
Gene: arid4b
Product: AT-rich interaction domain 4B
Biological process (GO): regulation of transcription by RNA polymerase II
Cellular component (GO): nucleus
Molecular function (GO): transcription cis-regulatory region binding
Source: RefSeq, a predicted model, not a curated record